AUGGGGAAUAUUGACCGUGCUUUUGAGUCCAUGUCACCGGAAGAAGAAGAAGUGGCUUUUAACUUGUUUGACCUACCUCAGUUCAGUGCAAACGAAAGGAACAAGUUGAGUAUUAUGGGACGUACGCUAUACCCUGAGAAGCAAAAUAUUGCUGAUCCCAUUAGGGAUAUGCCAAGGAAGUGGCAAGUUGCUGGGAGGGUGCAAGGAGUUGCCCUAUCUAAGACCACUUUUCAGUUCAUCUUUAAGUAUGAGCAUGACAUGGAAGAGGUGUUAAGGAAGAGUGUUUGGACGUUUAAUGACUGGAGUAUUGUCAUUGAUCGGUGGAAGGAGAAGCCAGAUGAGGACUAUCUAAAGUACUUACUGGUUUGGGUUAGGAUUCGUAAUAUCCCUGUAAAUCACUACACUGUCGAAGCUAUCACAGCGCUAGGGGAUCUUAUUGGUAGAGUCAACGUGGUGGCUUUUGAUCCCGACAUGCCGCAAACUAACGACUAUGUUCGAGUUAGGGUUUUCUUUGAUGUAUCAAGACCGGUGAGACGAUCUAAAGCGGUAAACCUACCAAAAGGUGGUGGCUCAGUCACGAUCUGGUACGACUUCGAGCGGAUACAGAAACGAUGCCAUCAUUGCCAGCAGUUAACUCAUGAAAAGGAUAAGUGCCCUAUUCUCAUUAAGGAGCGUAGAACGGAAGCGCAGGUCCGAAGGGAUCUAAUCAUACAGGAAAAACAGAAGUCGGAGGAUGUAAAACAGACUUAUGUUGUUACCAUUGAGAAAGAUGACCCGCUAUAUGGAGUUUUAAACGAGGAGCAAGUUGGUGUGGACAAAGCAACGGGCGGAGAAUAA
Messenger RNA from Brassica napus (rape), 837 nucleotides. RefSeq lists its product as uncharacterized. Bases 1 to 837 code for a protein of 278 amino acids. The record is from RefSeq and is a predicted model, not a curated record. The transcript has a single exon. NCBI's taxonomy places the organism in Eukaryota, Viridiplantae, Streptophyta, Magnoliopsida, Brassicales, Brassicaceae.